Hippocampus comes (tiger tail seahorse) is the source of this 2995-nucleotide messenger RNA. RefSeq names its product cilia- and flagella-associated protein 44-like. Lineage: Eukaryota; Metazoa; Chordata; Actinopteri; Syngnathiformes; Syngnathidae. The transcript has 21 exons. Bases 16 to 2862 code for a protein of 948 amino acids. The record is from RefSeq and is a predicted model, not a curated record. Gene Ontology annotation, molecular function: protein binding.
ACCAGAGAAUGUUUGAUGACUUGCUCUCUGAAACAAACAGCGCCACGUGACGUCAGACCUUCACAUCCAGGCAACGGACGCAACGGAACGGGACAAACAUGGUUGGACACGAGACGCGCUGAAAUUACAACGCUCAAGGACAAACGAGCAGCUUGUGAUCACAUUGUGAUAUCUUCUGAGGGGAAACAACUCUCUGCUGUCAUGCCUUAUGCAUAUGAACAGCUUUAUUCAAGACCGUUCAUCACACCCGGCUCUAACCUGCCAGAGAAUCUCCUGAACCUCGCUCACUCCUUUGGCUAUGACUGCAGGCGCAGAGCAAACCUGCAGUUGGUGGAAGACAAAACUCUGAUCUUUAUUGCUGGUCAGAUGCUGAUCCUGUUUGAUGUUAACACCAAACAGCAGCGAUACAUCCGUAGCAGCAGUGGCGGUGGGAUUGGUGCAAUCGGGGUACACCCAAGCCAAGAGUACUUUGUUGUGGCAGAGAAAGGAAAAAGGCCUAUCCUGAUAAUAUAUGAAUAUCCUUCAUUACAAGUAUACUGCAUUCUCAGAGAUGGUGCAGAGCGUGUGUUUAGUUCUGUGAAUUUUAACAGUGACGGGAGUCUUCUGGCCACCCUGGCCAGUGCACCCGACUACUUGCUGACCGUGUGGAAGUGGAGGCAGGAGGAGGUGAUGCUCAGGUGCAAAGCCAUUUCUCAGGAGGUUUUCCGAGUGAGCUUCUCCCCGUACAACCCUGGACUGCUCACAUCAUCGGGAUCUGGACACAUCAAGUUUUGGAGAAUGGCCAGCACCUUUACAGGUCUCAAAUUGGAAGGACUUAUCGGCCAUUUUGGGAAAACGGCAGCUACCGAUAUCGAAGGCUACGUAGAACUUCCCGAUGGAAAGGUGGUGUCUGGCUCAAACUGGGGCAACCUGCUGCUAUGGGAUGGAAAUGCUAUCAAAGUGGAGAUCUGCAGCAAGGGAGGACGCUGUUGUCACGCAGGCGUUGUCCAACCUUUCGCCUUGGAGGAUGGACAGCUGAUGACGUUCGGCUCCGAUGGAGUGAUCCGGGGCUGGGACUUUGAGACAAUCGACAAUGCGGACGGUAGCGGUGAAAGCGGCAAAUUUGAGAUGGAGCCCGUGAAUGAGACGACGGUCUGGCGCCAUGCGCGUCUCUCCUCAAUAGUGAAAAGCUCCCAGUCUGACUCGACUGUUUGGUUUGCUCAGGAUUCCAAUGGAGCUAUCUGGAAAGUGGAUCUCUCUUUCACAUACACCACUCCUGAUCCACAGUGCCUGUUGUCCUCCCAUGCCGGACCGAUCGAGGCUCUUGAUGUGUCAAAGUCAAGUCAUCUCAUGGCCACCACUGCUCUGGACCGUUCAGUCAGAGUCUAUGACCUUCUGACAAAAAGAGAACUCGUCAGUAGCAGGUUCAAUCAAGGCGGAACCGCUCUUCACUGGGCACCACUUUCGGUGAAGUACAGUGGAGGUUUAUUGGUGACAGGAUUUGAAGAUGGGGUGGUUCGUUUACUGGAGCUUUAUGACGCCAAAGGGUUGCACAACAACAAAGGGGGUGCCCACAUUCGACUCAAGCAAGCUUUCAAGCCGCAUAACGGCCCCGUAACUUCUGUUGCAUACGACUGCAACGGGAAAAUAUUAGCCACAGGGAGCUCAGAUUGCACUGUGUUCUUCUUUACUGUUGGAGAAAAAUAUGAGCCCAUCGGCUUUGUUCAUGUUCCCGGACCGGUGCAGUUACUGGAGUGGUCACCUCAUUCCCAUCAAGAAAACAGGUUGCUGAUCCUGUGUCAGAAUGCUCAUGUUGUCGAGGUACCGUGUCCUGAUCAGAAUACCCUGAAACCAACCAAAUCCUUCCAACUGCUGGACCUGCCCAGAAGGUUCUUCUGCUUCAAGAGCAUCAAAUCCCAAAUCAAGAGAGCAGAGGAAAUGGCAAGACUUCGAGCUUUAAAGGUGAAGCAAGUGCAAGAAGAGCAUCAAGGCGUCGGAGAGGAGGUGCUGGAAGAAGAGUUACCGCCCAUUUUCAUCCCUAACCCUCGUAGUCCUCUUCUCUGUGGUUUCUACUCACGGCCUGGCCAAUUCUGGCUCUCUAUGGGAGGGUUUGACUCCGGUUUCCUGUACCAUUGUAAGUUCUCUGAGAGUCAGGAUGAGAGUCCAGACCAACGUCAAGAUGAGCCAUUUGACUUCCUGACUGUCCUGAAUGCUGACGACGAUGCUAUUUGUUCGGUCACCUUCAACUCCAACAGGCAGCUCAUGCUCUGCGGCAUGCACUCCGGCUCCAUCAGGAUUUACCCUCUUGAUCCGGACGACCACACCAUAACCUCCAUGCAGGCAUUCUGGGAACUAAGCAUCCACGACGGCACUUAUGGACACCUGCGGCACAUCCGCUGCAGCUAUGAUGAUCGGUUUGUUUUGACAGCAGGAGAUGACGGGAAUAUCUUCUCCUUCAACCUGCUUCCUCAUAAGGAGCUGCAGAAAGACCUGCAGAGGAACAGGGCCGUGGUUCCUUCUCCAAGGGACGGUCUUGAGAAUGAGGAUUCGGCUCAGGACAUCGAUGACCCAGCGGCCGACAACAUAGAGACGGUCCAACAGAAGUUGGAGAAAGACCAUCGGUGUCGGGAAGCUGAGAAGAAGAAAUCUGACAAGCGGAGGAGGCUUGCUGAGAUUCAGAACAUUUUCAAAAAAUUGCUCAAGGACAACCUUGAACUGCCAGAACAUUUCCGGCUGACACUUACGGAGUUGCAGCUGGACGCGUGUUUUGCAGAUCAGGCUGAGAAGGAGAAAACCUGGAAAUUAAAAGAAGUCCAAAAACAGAUGAGCUGGGAAGAACAACACUCCCAGAUAGCACUGAAAAAACUACAGGAGUGGUACUGAAAAGUCACGGUGAUGGCUUUUAUCUCAGUGUUUCAAAUGCUUUUCAUUUAUAAGUUUUAUCGCUCAAAAAAUGGUAAUAUAGUACUUAUUUUGGAAUAUUUUGGGAUGUGGAUGGAUUCAACCCAGAUGACUA